AAUUAAUGUAGUAUGGCAAAAGAGGAAGUGAUUUAACAAAAUCCAAGAUUGAACUUCUUUUUUCAGAAAAAUUAGAAAAACAAAUCUUACCUAGUGAAUCGGUAGAAUCACUUGAUAGCUUUCUACCCUAGUUCCAUUGUUCUAAUUAAGAGCAACUUGAAUGUGAGCAUAGAAUAGUACUGUACUUAAGAUAACUUGGAAUAUAAUUUAAAACUGAUCCGAGAAAUAAAGAAUUAGAUUAUUUGUAUGAAUACUAAUUUAUUAAAGGGAAAAGUCAAAGAAAAAAGGAAUAGUUUUUUAGGAGUCCAUUGGAGAAUCACCUUAAUUGGGUCCACAAAAAAUUAAUGAUAUUUUUUAAAAUAAGAAAAUAAAUUUUGGAGAGAGCAUACCUUGGUUAAAACCAUUGAGGGCACGCAAUCAUUAAAGUAUAGAAUCAUGA
Messenger RNA from Paramecium sonneborni, 439 nucleotides. Lineage: Eukaryota; Ciliophora; Oligohymenophorea; Peniculida; Parameciidae. The record is from the annotation of a GenBank genome assembly.